This is a messenger RNA of Neolamprologus brichardi, 1047 nucleotides long. It is a transcript of the gene il12ba, whose product is annotated as interleukin 12Ba. The record is from RefSeq and is a predicted model, not a curated record. Gene Ontology annotation, molecular function: protein binding. NCBI's taxonomy places the organism in Eukaryota, Metazoa, Chordata, Actinopteri, Cichliformes, Cichlidae.
AUGAAGUGGUUUGCUUUCAGCAUCAUCUGUGCAGUUUUCCAAAUCAGUUACCAGAAUCCAACGAAGCACUGGACUCUGUUGCCCAACAUUCUGGUUUUGGAGGUGGAUGGCACUUUGGGUGAGCAGAACCUGUUGUGUAUGGAGUCGCCACAGGAGCUUAUUGGGAGUGCCAACCAGAGCCAAGAAAUCUUUUGGAAGAAGAAUGGAAUAGAUCAAGCUCAGAGGGGAAACUCAUAUCGAGUGCAGCUAGAGGAAAGCUUAGGAGGGGGCAACUACACCUGCCACAGUGAGGAUGGAUCUCUUCUCAAUCAUACUAUUGUUCUCAUCAAAGAAGAUAAGAGCAAAAGGCGGAAGAUACUAGUGACAACUGAUGAAGAUUAUCUCAAGUGCACGGCUCAAAAUUACAGCGGCGAGUUCUACUGCUCCUGGACCUGGCACAGCAGCCGCAGUGGCAGAGUAGCAUUUAUCAAAGCUCAUCGUGUUCCUGACAGCAACGCAAAGUGCUCUGUGGAUACCAGCGGCCAGUGGACGUGCUCCUCGGGUCACGGCAACUUCAGCUGUACCUUGAGCGACAACAGGAUCUCCUGCCUGGACAAACAGCAUUGCCCUUACGCCGAGGAGAGCAAGCAGAUCUGCGUCACUGUGUUCGUGUCGAGCCAGCACUUUCUGUUGGAGGAAUAUGUUCAGUGCUUUUACUUGUCAGAGAUAGUGAAACCUGACAAGGUGGAGAUUGCUCAAGUCAACACCACAGUGAUACAGUGGAGUUACCCGAGCUCCUGGAGCAGCCCCUACUCCUACUUCCCUCUCACCUUCCAGAUUGCACAGCUCAAGGAUGGUUGCGAGAGCUGUGACAACCCUUGCAACAACUAUCAAGCUUUGACACUCCACGCUACAGACACUUUUCAGUUCAAAGUGAAGCAAAGGGCUAAGGCCGUGUGCGUCAGAGCAAAAGAUGCUUUCUCUUUCUCACAAUGGAGCGAGUGGAGCCAUAAAAGGCUGAGGAACCACAGGAAGAAGAGGAACAAGCACCUGAACAAACGAGUAUAA